AUGGAAGGGAAAAAAAGACUCUUAAAAAGUCAAGAAGUCAAAAAGAAAGUUAAAGGGAAAGUUAAAGUCCAUGUGAAGCAAAGGUUUACGGACAUAUUUGAAGGCACAUCAGCCAGUCUUGCUAAGUUCAAAAAGGUCUACACAAGACUGUACAUUACUCAACAGGGUGAGCAGUAUGGUUGCAAAUCACAUGAGUUUCUCGAUCACUUUAAACUCCCAGAUGAGGCAUCACCAUUUUCAGAGAUCAACUAUCAAGAGAUUGACUUCAUGAACAUCUUCAAACCAGGAAGAAACAUUACCCAUCAAAGACCUGUGAAAGACAAAGCCAUCAAAAGAGUGAUGACAAGCGGGAUUGCUGGCAUUGGCAAGACAGUUGCCGUUCAAAACUUCUCCCUGGACUGGGCAGAGGGAAAGUCCAACCUGAACAUUGAUUUUGUCUUUGUGCUCCCUUUCAGAGAGCUGAACACGCUCAAAGGGGCUGAGUACAGUCUUAUGCAACUCCUUCUUCACUUCUACCCCGAACUGAAACCGUUAGAACACACACAGACACUGGUUAAUGAGCAAGUGCUGCUAAUUUUUGAUGGUUUGGAUGAAAGCAGAUUUACUCUGGACUUUGACGGGACCGUGACAGUGAGUGACGAAGAUCAGAAAUCGACGGUGGAUGCGUUGCUGACCAACCUCAUCAAAGGGAACCUGCUGCCUAAUGCUUUGCUCUGGAUAACUUCCCGACCUGCAGCAGUCAGUCAGAUUCCCUCUAAAUACAUUGACCAGAUGACAGAAGUGCAAGGGUUCACUGACAAACAGAAGGAAGAAUACUUCACCAAGAGAUUUGGUGCUAAUCAGAUCAAAGAAAUCCUAUCUUGUCUCAGAGGGAUGAUCAGCUUCUGUUUCAUGGGCCACAUCCCAAUCUUUUGUUGGGUCAUUGCUGAGGUAUUUCAGAAGGGAUGGGAUGACCAGAGGAGUCGAAGGAUCACAACAAUGACAGAGUUGUACAUUUCCUAUUUGCUGACUCAAAAACUCAGAACAACACAGAAAUAUGGGGGAAAAAGCUCAGAAUCACAGAAUGGUGCCAUGCUCUUAAAUCUGUCCAAGCUGGCCUUUGAGCAACUGCAAAAAGGAAACAUCAUAUUUUAUGAAGAGGACCUCAAAGAAUGCGACAUUGAUGUUGACAAAGCCUCAGCGUUUUGUGGAUUUUGUUCAGAGAUCCUGAGGGAAGAACGUGGGCUUUACCAGAAAAAGAUGUUCAGCUUUGUGCAUUUAAGCUUUCAGGAGUUUCUCGCUGCUCUUUACAUGUUCCACUCCUGUGUGACGAAAAACAUCAGCACUUUGAAGUCCUUCCUGGAUGCUGACCCCACAGAUCUGGACUUGACUGAGUUGCAGAAGAGGGUUGUGGAUAAAGCCCUGCACAGUGAGAAAGGUCAGUUGGACAUGUUUCUCUGCUUCUUCCUCGGAUUCUCAUUGGAGUCCAACCAGACAAUGCUACAAGGAUUACUACCACAGAUAAAGAGCAGCUCAGAGACUGUUGAGGAGAUGAAGAAAUACCUUCAAAAUUUUCAUCCAGGAAACAUCCCACAAGAGAGGUGCAUGAACCUUUUCCUCUGCAAGUAUGAGCUGAAAGAAGAGAGAUUUCAGGAUGACAUCAGAAGGUUUCUUUCUGGAGCUAGACUCUCACCCAUUGACUGCUCAGUAAUAUCCACCAUGCUGCAGAUAUCUGGUGAACUGAUUGAUGAGCUUGACCUGACGAAAUGCUGGACACCGCACUUUUGCACUGAGAAACUUAUCCAGCCAAUGAAGAACUGCAAGCGGGCACUACUGAAGAGUGAACUUUUGAGCGAUAAACCCCUUAGGACACUACUCUCCAUUCUUCAGUCACCAGACUCUUGCUUGCGGGAGCUUUGCCUGGAGUGUGUUUCUAAUGUCAACAUUCCUCCACCUGAUGCUCUCUUUGAUGCACUGGGAAGUCCUAACUGUAAACUCAAGACACUGAGAUUGUCUGGCUUUUCUCUGGAUUUUUGGCAUUGUCACAUGGUGACCACUUUGCUUCAAUUAAAACAAUCAUCCCUGAGAGCACUGGACCUGACUGACUGCAUAUACGGUUACCCAGAAGAUUAUAGUGGAUAUUUUUCAAAAGAGGUGGAGAAGAAAAAGCAUGAAGAUGUCAAUGAUGAGCUAACCCUGCUGACUAUUAUUCCUGCUAUCUUGAUCAGUCCAGUCUAUAAAUUGGAGGAAUUCAGCAUGCGUGGUUGUCUCCUGAAAAGUAAAUGCUGUCAAGUGUUUGCCUCGGUCCUCUGCUCAAAUUCUCAGCUGAGAGAGCUCGACCUCAGCCGCAAUGACCUGCAGGAUUUAGGAGUACAGCUGCUCUCUGUUGGACUGGGGAGUUCAAAAUGUAGGCUGCAGAUACUGAGGCUGUCAUGUUGUGGGAUCACAGAGGAAGGCUGUGCCUCUCUGGCCUCUGCUCUGAAGUGCAACCCCUCCCAUCUCAGAGAGCUAGACCUCAGCUACAAUCAUCCAGGAGAAUCAGGAGUGUGGCUGCUCUCUGAAAGAUUGGAGGACCCAAAAUGUAGACUGACAAAACUCAGGCUGUCAUGUUGUGGGAUCACAGAGGAAGGCUGUGCCUCUCUGGCCUCUGCUCUGAAGUGCAACUCCUCCCAUCUCAGAGAGCUAGACCUCAGCUACAAUCAUCCAGGAGAAUCAGGAGUGUGGCUGCUCUCUGAAAGAUUGGAUGACCCAAAAUGUAGACUGGCAAAACUCAGGCUGGAUUAUUGCAGUGUUACUGAUAAAUGCUGUCAAGUGUUUGCCUCGAUCCUCUGCUCAAACUCUCAGCUGAGAGAGCUCGACCUCAGCUGCAAUGACCUGCAGGACUUAGGAGUACAGCUGCUCUCGGUUGGACUGGGGAGUUCAAAAUGUAGGCUGCAGAUACUGAGGCUGUCAUGUUGUGGGAUCACAGAGGAAGGCUGUGCCUCUCUGGCCUCUGCUCUGAAGUGCAACCCCUCCCAUCUCAGAGAGCUAGAUCUCAGCUACAAUCAUCUAGGAGAAUCAGGAGUGCGGCUGCUCUCUGAAAGAUUGGAUGACCCAAAAUGUAGACUGGCAAAACUCAGUGUGGACCAUGAUGAAGAGCACUGGGUAAACCCACAGCUUCUCAACAAGUAUGCGUGUGAGCUCACAUUUGACCCCAACACAGUGAAUGAACACCUUGUCCUGUCUGAGUCCAACAAAGAAGUGAAGUAUACUGAAGAGAAGCAGCAUUAUCCUGAUCACCCAGAGAGAUUUGAUGAAACGAAGCAGGUGCUGUGCAGAGAGGGUCUGACUGGACGCUGCUACUGGGAGAUGGAGUGGGAUGCAUUCGUGAAUAUUGGUGUGGCGUAUAAGUGUUUAGAGAGGAAAGGAUGGUGGGAAGUGGAAAUUGACCGUAUCAAAAAGGCCUGGUGUUUCACUAUCACCUGUUCUAAAGGUUAUACUUUCUGUCACGGCCUCAAGAGGACUUUUAUUCCUGUCCCGAUCAUUGAUGUCCAAGCAUUCCUGGCCAGACCAAAAAGACUGGGAUUGUUUCUGGACUGGCCAGCUGGUGUUCUGUCUUUCUAUUGGCUGUCUGGUGACACAAAAACUCUCCUUCAUACUUUCCACACCACCUUCACUGAGCCUCUCCACCCAGUGUUCAUGGUUAAUGGUGGAUCUUUGACCCUGUCCAGUGUAGUGAAGCCAAAAAUGGAUCCUGAUCAGUCAAGCUUCAUACCUGAGGUGAUGACAGAAAGAAUAGGCAUCUCAUACAAGUUCAUAUUCCCAGGUCCAGGUUUGUUCCGGUGUUCUUUGACUGGACUGGUUUUUAAUGUGACUCACGAAGGGGAGGUCAGAUACAGGACUCUGAUCUGGGAUCACAUGCUACUCCAGCCUGCUCUUAAGGUUCCUGCAGGACCACUGUUCAGCAUUGAGUGUGCUGAGGACUCCAUCCGUCAGCUCCACCUCCCACACUGUGAACCUGAACCUGCACUGGUCUCUGAAAGCCUCAGUGUGGUCAACAUCUCCGAUGAUGGAAUGAGCAUCUUACAGCCGCUGGAGGUCACUCAAACCCACGUGGUGGUGGACAUCCCUCACCUCUCUGCCUUUGGCAUCAUCUGGGAUGUCAUCAAGAGGUUUUUCAAUUUCAUGACAAAACCAAUUAGUGGCCAAGUCCUGCUGUUCCUGCGACGACCGUUCCCCUCAGGGAAACAGAUCCUCAGUGUGAUUCUGCUACCGAGCAAUGUGCCACUGCUGGAGGUAAAAGUGCAACAUAUAGACUCUCAGUUCAUCCAGGCACCUUCGAACUGUCUUAUCCACAGAGAACAACGUUACAGCUUGUUUAGUGACCCAGACAGCUAUAAAAUACAGCCUGAUCAUGCAGUGUUUUCUAACGAAUAUGGUCCAAACUACCACCCAACCUAUGAGAUCAUGCUGAUGACGAGCACAGAGGAAGUGACUCUGAUGUUGAGAGAUCCAGAGAGUAUACAAGUGUGGCAGCACAACCUCCAUCUGCCUGUCUCAUCUUCAGGCACUUCUUCAGUUCAAACUCUACCAAGGUUGGCAGACGACAUCUCAGCAGAGAAGAAGCUGCUCACUGUCAGGUCAGCGUUCAUCUACAGAGUGUCUUCUCCUGUUCUGGACAACCUGCUGGAUAAACUGCUGGCAGAGGGAGUUAUAACUGAUGCUGAGAGAGAGACAGCCAUGACCAAACCCAGACAACACAAAGCACGGGACGUGAUUGACAUGGUGCGGAAAAAAGGGAGAGACGCCAGUGAAAAAAUGAUGACCUUGUUCUCAGAAGACGAUGCAUUCCUUUGCAGAGAUCUCGGCUUGAUCUGAAGCAAAAAGUAAAAAUCAUGAAUCAGAUGUUGAGGGAAUUGUAGAAGAUGGAAUCACACACUGCAUUUAAUCUUUUUAUCAAAACUGUGUGUCACUAUACUCUUAACAUCAGUGAUACUACAAAGAGUGAGUAGAGACACUGGU
Scomber japonicus (chub mackerel) is the source of this 4980-nucleotide messenger RNA. RefSeq names its product NACHT, LRR and PYD domains-containing protein 12-like. Gene Ontology annotation, molecular function: protein binding. The record is from RefSeq and is a predicted model, not a curated record. Gene Ontology annotation, biological process: regulation of apoptotic process. NCBI's taxonomy places the organism in Eukaryota, Metazoa, Chordata, Actinopteri, Scombriformes, Scombridae.